Molecule: messenger RNA, 909 nt
Organism: Peronospora matthiolae
Lineage: Eukaryota; Oomycota; Peronosporomycetes; Peronosporales; Peronosporaceae
Source: the annotation of a GenBank genome assembly
AUGGCGCCUUUGACGCUGAUUGUCCACGUGUUGCUAGUGUCUGCAGCUCUCAGUAGUCUGACUAGCGCUCAGCGAAUCCCAAGACGUCCGCCCGGAUUCACCUUGGGCAGCGGCAGCGCUGAUGCUGGCGUUCAACUCGAGUCGUACAUUGAUCUGUUGUGUCCGGACAGCAAGUCGGCCUACCCUGGGUUAAAGAAGCUCGCCGAGCGGUAUGAGCCAAAGGACCUGCGCAUCCGUCUCGUGCUAUUCCCACUACCGUACCACCAGCACGCCUUCAUGACGGCUGAAGCUGCCUUCACAAUCACCUCGACGCUGGGACAUCGAAGUUUCAUCGAUUGGCUCGAGACGGUUUAUGCCAACCAAGAAAUGUUCUCGAAUAAAGCGACGAAGGAUCUGAGCCCCGUUCAAGUAACCGCGAAGCUCAAGAGCCUUGCUCAAAAGACGUUUCCGUCGCUGACUGAUGAGCAGUGGGACCGACAAAUGACCGGAUACGGAGGCACCGACGUGGAUGACCACGCCCGCGAGUCGUGGAAGUACACGUGCUCCAGGGGAGUGUCCGGAACUCCCAUGUAUACGCUGAACGGCGUCCCAUUUGGGGCUGAUGCCGACUGGUCUUUUGAGCAAUGGUUCGACGUGGUCGACCCGCUUGUCAAAGCCAAUCAGCCAGUACCGGAUUUGCAAGUUGAGACUGAAGCAUGGAAGAACGUACACUUGAGUGGAGUCCCGCGUGCUUACCCGGACCGCGACGUCACGUACUUUGUGCAGACCGGAAAGUGGGCGACUACUGCGCAAGUUUGCGAGGAAACAGCUGAGGGAGCGAGGGCAUGCGAAUACGUAGCCGGUCGUGCCAUGUGCUGCCAGGUCAAUGAAGCGUGCAUCCCUCGUACAGGAUGUGUACAGCUGCGCUGA